Hydractinia symbiolongicarpus is the source of this 2034-nucleotide messenger RNA. RefSeq lists its product as uncharacterized. The record is from RefSeq and is a predicted model, not a curated record. The transcript is spliced from 2 exons. The coding region runs from base 826 to 1779 and encodes 317 amino acids. NCBI's taxonomy places the organism in Eukaryota, Metazoa, Cnidaria, Hydrozoa, Anthoathecata, Hydractiniidae.
GUUGAUUAGAUUUAUCUAUUUGACUAGCUCUCCUGUUAGGUUAGAUUAUUGCAUUAUUUAUACUCUAGACAAUUUUUUUUUUUUUAAAAAAAAGUUAUUUUUUGUAAUAUAACUUAACAAAUAAAUGUAUUUACUUUACUUACUUACUAUUAAUACAAAUCUGUCAAUUUUUAAAAAAAGUUAAUUCCUAACCAAUAGAUGGCUUCCGUGUGUUUUGAUUUUGCGAACUAAUUGCGCAUGCGCAAAGUGCUGGCAGUAAAAACAUUGAGCGCCUGCCAGUGAAACGCUUUACAAGUUGAGAUAACGAACUAUAAACAUCAAACCACACGACAGCUACUAAAAACGAAAUGACUUCAAAUUCCGAUACAUGGCAAGCAUCUAAAUAUUUUUCUGCUUUAGAAAACAUCGAUAAGCAGAAGUAUAAAGGAAAGUUAGCACUUAAAAAUAGUACAAUACUACCAGACCCAUAUGCGUUGGUUGACUCGUCUUGGAAAGAUGACAUGAAGCUUUUACCAAAUAUUCAAUGGGGCGACUUGUAUAUGUACCUGAUCAAUACUCCAAGCGAAUAUACCCACGAAAGUUUCAAGGCAUUUAAAUCUAUGGAAGCAUACAACUUUUUUGUAUGUGGACAUGUGCAAGACGUUUUCAUACAUAAUGUCACAGAGAAUUCAGAGUUUUGCUUCCUAAAGUCAAAGGUACUUCCGAGCCAAAGGCAAGGUCAGAAGACAAAACUGUAUGAUGUUUGGGUAUGCCUACAUAAAGUCAAGGGACAUGUACUAACUGGAAAUUGCACAUGCAUGGCUGGGUAUGUAAAACAUUAGCUGCAUGUCAUACAAUUUUGAAGAAGUUGUAAUGCUUUAUGUUAAAUUUUCUUUUAGCUUGGGAUUAGCAUGCAGUCAUGUUGCUGCACUUCUUUUUAAAUUGGAAGCUUGUAUAAGAAUUGGAGGAAAUAAGGUGGCAGUUACAAGUGAACUGUGUGCUUGGAACAGAUGUCGAAAAAAUGCUGUGCCAACAUUAUUACAAAACAUUAACUUCCAAAGGCCACGCAAAGAUCAACUACCUGAAGAAAAUGAACCAAAGGAAAAUCCUGUUCUGCAUUAUUCUGCAAAAGAAAAUUGGUCAUAUUCUUUUAAACUUAAAAGUGCAGAUUUGGCUAAGCUACGAGAGAUUGCUCCAGAAGCUGCAUUUUUUACUAGUUUAACGAAUGUUAGUAACGAUAAUGUGUCUGACAGGGAUACUGCUACAGCAGAUGAAAAUGAAGAAAAUUUUUUACCAGAACCCAUAACAAGCAUUUUCGAUUACGAAGCUGUAAAUUUGCAAGAUUUAACUCUUAUGGAACAUUAUAAUGAAUUUAAAAAAUCAUAUUGUCAGGAAAAUUACGAAACAUUUGCUAGUGUAACUAGCGAUCAAAGCCUUUCAAAAGCCUGGAAGUUGCAUAGAUUUGGACGAGUAACAGCUUCAAACUUCCAUGAGGUUUUACAUAGGAGAGCGAGCAACACCUCCAAUAGCCUUUUAUUCAAAAUAAUGGGUUAUACCAAUCCACCUACUUUGCCAGCUAUGACAUAUGGUCGAGAAAAAGAAGAUAUUGCAAGAAAUUAUUACUUGGAGGUUAUGAAAAAGGAACAUUUAAAUUUUACAUUAAAAACAUCAGGCCUUUAUAUUGAUGCAGAGCAUCCACAUUUAGGUGCAUCACCUGAUGGGUUAGUAAAAAGUGACUGUCAUGGUGAAGGGUUAAUCGAGAUAAAAGUGCCCAUACAAAUACCGUUUUGGAUUUGUUGAAUGGCAAAGUGAUGCACAAUUUCCAAUCGACGAGAAUGGUAAACUUAAAAAUACUCACAAGUAUUUCACUCAAGUACAGGGACAAAUGUUAGUUUUAAAGAAACCGUAUUGCGAUUUUUUAGUAUGGUCACCAGCUGGAAAUAAUUUUCUAGUACGCAUUACUAGGGAUCUAAAUUUCAUUCAGGAAAUGAAAACAAAAUUAGAUCUGUACUAUUUUAACACUGUCCUGAAGGAAACAGUAAUCCGGGAAAAUGA